CAGCUGUCCUCGGUCGGACGAUCACCAAGCAUCGCAUCCUCCCGAUGACAAUAUUCCAUCACAUCGAGUACAUUGGAGCCCUGCCCUACGUACGCACAUGCGCGGGCCUGUUAUCUACAGCCAUACACAGCCGGAAGCGAGACGCCUGAUCCCUUCCACCUCGCCGUUGCUCUCAAAUAGGUACAUCGAACGCGUCUCCGGCUGCUCGGUCCCCGGUGGAGUCGACCGCAACGCAUCUGCACACACUCACGCCGCCGCCGCCGCCGCUGCUUCUCCUGCUAUUGCUGGUGCUGGUGCUGGUGCUGCUCCUGCUGCAUCUUCCACUCUUCUCCCAGCGCUCGCGCAUAUCAUCAUUCCUGCUGGUAAGGCACAUGGGUUGGGGCCGGCCAGUGCCACAACCCACAAGAGGCGCCCGCAUCCUGCUGUACCUCUACUGUGCACAUUAUUCCCUCCUCAUAUCCAGUCGAGAAGCAGCACUUACAUAGGUACCUGACUGUCUGACCACACUCACUCGCCCACUCACUCACUCACUCACUCACUCACAUACACCCACUCACCCACCCACAUACAUAUGCACCUCCGCCAUCCCCUCCUGACUCGACCACAUCGCC
This is a messenger RNA of Sphaerulina musiva SO2202, 611 nucleotides long. RefSeq lists its product as uncharacterized. The record is from RefSeq and is a predicted model, not a curated record. The coding region runs from base 98 to 493 and encodes 131 amino acids. NCBI's taxonomy places the organism in Eukaryota, Fungi, Ascomycota, Dothideomycetes, Mycosphaerellales, Mycosphaerellaceae. The transcript has a single exon.